Molecule: messenger RNA, 2331 nt
Organism: Moesziomyces antarcticus
Lineage: Eukaryota; Fungi; Basidiomycota; Ustilaginomycetes; Ustilaginales; Ustilaginaceae
Product: guanine deaminase
Exons: 1
Coding region: 1-2331 (776 amino acids)
Biological process (GO): guanine metabolic process
Cellular component (GO): cytosol
Molecular function (GO): zinc ion binding; guanine deaminase activity
Source: RefSeq, a predicted model, not a curated record
AUGACCAUCGCACGCCCCAAUCUUCGUCCGCCGUUCGGUGGCAAUGGAUACCCGACGUCGGCCUCGGAGAACUUCCGACCCGCCAUGCCUGCGCCGCAUCUGCUGCCCAAGCGCGUUUUCGUGGGUGCCAUCAUCAGCUCUAGGUCCGCAACCGACCUGAGCAUCAUCCAGCGCGGCCUGCUCGGCGUCGGCUCGGGCGGCGUGAUCCGCUUCUUGGAAGAUCUCGACGUUCUCGAACGUCAGGUUCCCCACGCUGCUGCCACCGCGUCCGCCGCAUCCCCUUCCGCCGAGUCCUCCACCUCCGCCUCGACCAGCACUACUGGCACCGCCAUCGCCGAUGCCGCCGAUGACCGCUCCUCCACUCCGGUUCCCAUUCCUGGAUCCACGCGCUCCAGUCUCCCCGAGGCUCCAGAGCUCACCUCGCUUGAGAUGCCGCCGCCUGCCGUGCCCACGCGAGCCGCCGCCUCGUCGUCCUUCGACGCCUCGCAAGACGAAGCUGCCCGCCGCGAACAGCAGCUCAUCAAGCACGUCCUCGACAAGCACGGCUGGCGUCAGGGCCAGUACAAGCUCACUCGCCUCCCGCCCGGCAGCUUCCUCUGCUCCGGCUUCAUCGAUACCCACACGCACGCCUGCCAGGUGCCCAACAUCGGCCUCGGUCAGCAGUACGAGCUGCUCGACUGGCUCCAGCACGUCACCUUCCCGCGUGAGCGCAGGUUCGAAGACGCAAGGUACGCCCGCAAGACGUACGAGUCGGUCGUACAGCGUCUCAUCGACUCGGGCACCACCACCGCAUGCUACUAUGCCACGUUGCAUCUCGAGGCCUCCAAGAUUCUCGCCGAGAUCUGCAAUGAGCGCGGCCAGCGCGCCUUCGUCGGCAAGUGCCAGAUGGACCGCAACUCGCCCAUCGACUACAUCGAGAAGAAUGCGUCGCAGUCCAUCGAGGAUACCAAGGAGUUCGUUCGCUUCACCAGGAGCCUCAGGCCGUACGGCCAGCCCCCCGACGUGUCGUCGCCCUCCAUGAGUCCUGCGGAUCUGCACAGCACCUCGCCCGAGAUGGACGCCAGCAUCGCGCGACUCAGCGCCACCAUGGACGAGCUCAUGUCGCCCACCGGUAGCAAGCCUCCCUCCGAGACCAACGGCAGCCCCUCGUCUGCCAAGGUCUCAUCCUCGCUCAAGCCCAUCUCGCGUUCGAGCGUCGCCGUAGCGAGGCAGCCGAGCAGCAGCAGCAUCCGAUCCGCCCGCGAGAGCGGCACCUCAACGCCGUCGAGGCAGCGCGAGCGCGAGCUCAACAAUGCCCUCGUGCAGCCCAUCCUUACGCCGCGCUUCGCCAUCUCGUGCACGGACGCCAUGCUCACCGGCAUCUCGGCGCUGCUCUCUCGCGACCCCACGCUACGCGUGCAGACGCAUCUGAGCGAGAACGAGGGCGAGAUUACUUUCACCAAGCAGCUUUUCCCCUUCGCCAAGAAUUACACCUCGGUGUACGACCACUACUCGCUGCUCGGCCCCCGCACGAUCCUGGCGCAUGCGGUCCAUCUGGAUGCCGACGAGCUCGCCAUCAUCAAGAAGCGAAAGUGCGGCGUGUCGCACUGCCCCACCAGCAACCUCAACCUGCGCUCGGGCGCUUCGCGCGUGGGCGAGAUGCUCAACAUGGGCAUCAAGGUCGGUCUCGGCACCGACGUCUCCGGAGGAUUCGGUCUCGGCAUGCUCUCGGCCAUCCGCGAAGCGAGUGUAGUGGCCAAGGUGCUUGCCUUCCAGCGAGCCCAGGCCGAGUCCAAGGCCAGGGAAGAGGCGGAGGAGCUCGCCGCAACCGCACCACCCACGAGCGAACAGGCGGCUCUGCAGGCGCAGCAGCCGCUUGGCGGGGCUCCGCCCGUCGAUGGCAGGUAUCCAGGCCCGCCUGUGGCCGGCCAGUACCAGCCGAGGAAGCCACACUCGAUCGCCACCUCGAAUCUCAACCCGGUGGAGGCGAAGCAGUCCGUGCAGGACCCCGCAUCGUCGAUGACGUCCAAGUCCACCGUCGACUUCACCAAGGGCCCGCUGAGUAUCGCCACUCUCUUCUAUCUCGCCACGCUCGGCGGCGCCGAGGUGUGCGCCAUGGCCAGCCGGAUCGGAUCGCUCGAGGCCGGCAAGGAGUUCGAUGCGCUUCUCGUGCAGACCACCUCGCACUGGGGCCCGUCCGGAUACACGGGCAACCCUGGCUGCUUCGUCGAGGAGGACGACACGCUGCCCGAUGUCUUUGAAAAGUGGCUCUUCACCGGUGACGACAGGAACAUCGCCACCGUCUUUGUGCGUGGCCGCGUCGUUGGCGGUGCCAAGCCCAUCAGGGACUAG